Messenger RNA from Cooperia oncophora, 471 nucleotides. NCBI's taxonomy places the organism in Eukaryota, Metazoa, Nematoda, Chromadorea, Rhabditida, Trichostrongylidae. The record is from the annotation of a GenBank genome assembly.
AUGCUCUCCCAUUUCUUAGGUUUUCGCGAUGUUUUUUGGCGAACUCCAUCGGAAGAUAGGAUUUUAGCGAUCCGCUGGGAUUUAUUCGACAUCGCUCCACUGCAGAGUAAUCGAAAAUCAUUUCUUCCGAAUUCUUAUCAGAAGGUUAUAUCUGUGUUGUGGACUAAUCUAUGCGAGGUAAAAUGUGUGGAACGAGCACCGGGGGAGCUGACGCCGAUGUUGGAGAUCACCUGGUUGCCGGCGCUCGGAAAGGGAACUGCCCCAUCUGAAGAGGAGAUAACUCUUCGUUUCAUUGCUCAGAAUUACGAGAAUCGAACAUGGAAGGCAGUCACGGUGGAAUUCGAGUCCGUCGACAAAGCUCAGCAAGCCAGGGAACAUAUGGUGGACGUGGUGCGAGCUCUCAACUCACCUGCAUUCCAGGUAAAGACCAGAGAAGAAAAUGUAGGCUUCGAAAGGGGUUCCACGGAAUAA